Aaosphaeria arxii CBS 175.79 is the source of this 580-nucleotide messenger RNA. RefSeq lists its product as uncharacterized. The record is from RefSeq and is a predicted model, not a curated record. Bases 328 to 543 code for a protein of 71 amino acids. The transcript has a single exon. NCBI's taxonomy places the organism in Eukaryota, Fungi, Ascomycota, Dothideomycetes, Pleosporales.
CGGCGUGGGUGUUGUUGUUGAUUUUUUCUUCUCUCUCUACGGUACACGGGUUUCCACUACAAUAAUGAUGACUUAUAUACGGCCAUGUGGUUUUAUUUUACGAUUUUUAGAUUUUUCUUUUUUCCCCCGCUUGGUUCUUACUCUCCAGGAUAUAUUGGUAUAUACGAAAAGAAUGAUAGGAAGGAAUGGGAAACUAUAUGGGAAUGAAUAAAUCCAUCAUGAAAUCAUGAAAUCUACAAUGAAUGACUGGUGAAUUGCACUGUGGUCUUCGUGAGUCAGUACGGAGUGUUGACGGUCGUCGAAAGCAGACGGGGGGGAUCAGGAGCAAUGCCAUUCGCAGUCCCAUUUCCUCUUUCAGCCUCACUCUCUUUUUCUAGCCUUGCCUUGCCUAGGGUACGGUACGAAUCUACCUACCUCAGCUACCGGGUCCUGUGGCGCGGAUAUCACGGCUGCGAUAAAGCGAGAUGGCGUUCUUUUGGUGGGUGUCCUUUUUUGGUAUCUAGGUAUCUACCUUUUGAUUAUUGUGAGGUUUUGGGGAAGUAGGUACAUGUUUUUUGCGUAUGAGCAUUGAGGCGAGCUG